AGUGACUAAGCCGGGGAUUCCGGCCACUCUUAUUAUGCAAAUUGCUGUAAAUGGAAGCACUUGCCUCAAUAGGCAGGUUCUGAGAAGAAGAAGUUGUAAAAGGGAAACACAAGUGCAUCGAUCAGCGCUUCAGGCGCAUCAGUGGCAAAGACAUCAACAUAAUCACCGCUCGGUAAGCAACUCAGGUCUUUGGCUCUGGCUCAAGUCACCAGGUGCAAUUGUUCUUCAUGACGUACAGACCGGUACGUCGCUUGCAUCUUUCAAGCAAUCUAGCUCUGCGCCGCACUGCACAAUAAAGCAAAGAUUUUGAUGUCUAUGAGUUCCAAAGGGACCAACUCACUUUCA
Suillus subaureus is the source of this 345-nucleotide messenger RNA. RefSeq lists its product as uncharacterized. The transcript has 2 exons. The record is from RefSeq and is a predicted model, not a curated record. NCBI's taxonomy places the organism in Eukaryota, Fungi, Basidiomycota, Agaricomycetes, Boletales, Suillaceae. The coding region runs from base 35 to 310 and encodes 91 amino acids.